This is a messenger RNA of Ornithodoros turicata, 1464 nucleotides long. RefSeq names its product zinc finger protein 664-like. Lineage: Eukaryota; Metazoa; Arthropoda; Arachnida; Ixodida; Argasidae. The record is from RefSeq and is a predicted model, not a curated record. The transcript is spliced from 2 exons. Bases 1 to 1464 code for a protein of 487 amino acids.
AUGGACGGCAUUAAAGAAGAUCCUCUAGACCUCAUCGUAGUAGUGAAGACAGAGCCGUACAACAUUACUGUCCUGGCAGAGCGGGACCACGUGGAACACAGCCCUGACCAGUUGUCAGAAGGAGCAACAGCACGCACUGGCAUUGUUCGUGAUAAGGAUGAGCUCCAAGACACACACGAUUCAGUGUCUUCAGGGCGGAACACCAACUCAACAACACUUGAUCCCCUAUUCGACAACACUGCCUCUGUCGCUGUGAACAGUCGAUGCACAGAGUCCAUAAGUGUUGCUCCUGAACAGAGUGAGACUCAAGAGGCUUCUUCUGGACUGUUGACCUCUGGCUGCACAAAGAAGGGGACGUUCAGAUGCAUUGACGUUGGCCACUUGGGUAUUCGCUUCGAAACUCACAACACAAAGACAAUUACCUGUGAUACAUGCCCUGCGACACUCUGUCAUGUAACAACUCUGCAGGCAGAAGGUCACACGGUUGAAGGGCUGCACAAGUGCAGGGCACGUACGCUUGUAUCCACGCCGCAGGCCAGCUUGGAAUGCUGCACGCUUGUACACGAUUGCAGCAAGCCUGCACAGUGUCCUGCUGCAUCGGACAGUCAGAGGGGAGAGAAGAGGUUUGGGUGCAAUGUCUGCCCCGCUACAUUAUCCCUAUCUGAGAGUGUCAAGUACCAUGAGGAGCACGAUUGGGCGAAGCCGUACAAGUGCAAUCUCUGUCCUGCACGGUUUGGACACAGCAUGAGUCUGAGGAUUCACAAAGAGACACACGCGAGCGAGAAGCCGUACAAGUGCAAUGCCUGUCUCGCAGGUUUCAGCCGCAGCACGCACCUGCGGAUUCACAGAGAACGGGUGCACCCGGACGAGAAGCCAUACAAGUGCAACCUCUGUCCCGCAGAGUUCAAGCACAGUGUGAGCCUGCGGGUCCACAGACGGACACACACGGGGGAGAAGCCAUACAAGUGCGAUGUCUGUCCCGCCGAGUUCCACCAGAGCACGUGCCUGAACGAUCACAAACGGCAACACACAGGGGAGAAGCCGUACAAGUGCGACCUGUGUCCUGCAGGGUUCAGCUACAGGACCAGUCUCCAGGUCCACAAACGGACACACAUGCAAGAGAAGCCAUACAAGUGCAAACUCUGUCCCGCCGAGUUCCGCCACGGUUCUAGUCUCCAGGAUCACAAAUGGACACACGCCGGCGAGAAGCACUACAAGUGCAAUCUCUGUCCUGCAGAGUUCGUCCACGGCACGGGUCUGCGGACUCACAAACUGACACACUCGGGAGAGAGGCCAUACAAGUGCAAUCUCUGUCCCGCACAGUUUGGCCAGAGUGAGGAUCCGUUGGCUCACAAACGGACACACACGGGCGAAAGGCCAUACAAGUGUGAUCUCUGUCCUGCCGUGUUCCACCACAGCUGGAAUCUGCAGGUUCACAAACGGACACACGAGAAAAAGCUGUAG